GGUGCUGGCAGGCGUGACCGUGGUUCGCGGCCGGGUCGCCGGUUACUUUGUCACAGGCUGCGACACCAGAGCUGGCGGCGUUGCCCGGGCAACUGGGCCAAGCCGAGAGAGGGUCAUUGUUGCAGCCCUCCCGCCGACUCCAAUCCUCAUGCCGUUCUGGAUAACAAAACCCAACGUGCAUGCCCACACACCCCACGGAAACUCACCAGGUGAUGCGGGAGGUGCUCCGGAGUCGAUGUUUUAGUCAGUCCGUGAGAAGAUGGGCUUAUGCUCGUCUAAAGUCUCGCACAAGGUGAUCAAGGUGACGCCGGUGCCCGCAAACGAGACGGGGGGUUUGGACCAAUUGCCUGGUGGGGCGGACGGGGAGCGUCUGAAACACGGAGAGCAACAGGAAACUUCAAAGCCGAGGAGAAGCGACCUUCCUCCGCUGAAGGAGAGGCACGUUGCCGGCGUGCUGCGGCAAGUACCCAGGCCCAUCUCGUUUGAUGUUAAUGCGGACGACAGGGGAACCAGUAUAAUAAAAAAUCACCCUCCUCGCAGAUUUCAGGGUUUUGAACCCAUUAAUGGUUGCACAGUGAUCACAUCAGAGAAACUUCUGGAAAAACAGCGAGCAGUAAAUGCACACAAAGUACAGAUGCCAGGCAGGAUAGUGAAAUUAUCCUCUUUUGGAAUGUGGGAAGGCACGGAGACCUCCAGAGUCCCUGAUGACUAUGACUGCCAGAAGUGUAUCCAGCUGCAGCUUCUAACAAUCCACAUUGAGGAACUCCAGAUCAUUCGGGAGACUGAAGGGGUUGAAGGGAAGCUGAUAGAUAGGAUAUAUUGAGAGAUAAUUCAUCAACAUGAUCAAGCGGAACUAAUGAUGAAUUGCCAAAAGGAAACUCAAAAAUAAUAAACAAUAAAGAAAGGAUCAGAGAGCCAACAUAUCAAGGGGAAAUGGUCAAACUGAUGAUCAUCAAGAAGAUCAACACCACAUUGCAACAGAACUUAAGGACAUUUUCAGUGCAGAUUAUGGAAAGUAAAUUAUUCCUUUAGAUAGAAUACAAAGACACUAAUAAAUUGUUACUUGGUCAUAUGGUCAUAUCAAAAUGAACUUGGUCAAUCAGUACUUGGAUAUACAUAGAAUCUUAACAGCAUCCGAGUAUUUCACCAAUGUAUUUUAAAUAGUGUUGUUAAUUUUCCACCCAUUCCCACUCAAAAUUGGACAACAUGGGUAAUGUUUUAGAGGAUUUAUAUUGUAGAAAUAUCCAUUUUGUAUGAUUGCUCUAAACAUGUUUUCAUCUUUAUACAUAUUUGCUGGUUUAGACAUAUUACUCUCCCUCUCCAAGCACAAACAACUGAAAUGUAGCUGAAGUCAUAUAAAUAGCCAUGUUCAAAUUAAUUUGCAAUAAGUGUGUUAAAUGUAAGUAGGUAGUCAUCCUCAUGAGAGAAUGACGGAAGCUGUUGCUAAACAACAUCUAGUUCUAUUCUUAAAUGUAAGUUUAAAAUAAGUAUAAAUAAUAAAAAGGCAAUGUGAGGGAAAAAGCAAUUAUUACUUGGGUUUUCUUAAUUAAAAAUAACAAAAUAGUCUUUCUCCAAAUAGAACUUUUGCUUUGGAAUCAGAUGGGUGAUCAUGCAAUAUAACCACAGGCAUAAUGGCAAAUCCUGGACUAUGCUGAUUAGACUAGUGCUGAAGGUAGCUUGUGGUGUGGGCGAUAGUCAAAACAGCAAAAUAUGUGAAAAUUACUGUUUGAACAUAAUGUAAGAUGUUGAAGAACCAGAGUGGAAAAAUUACUGUACAUGAGACCAUUUGCCCUGUUGGACAUGUAUUAAUGUUGGUUCUUCAGUUGAAGCUAUCUGCAGUAACCCAAUGUUUCUCAAGAGUUGGUUGUUUUAAUAUUUAAUAUUAUUCAAUCCUUUUAAACUCCUCUCACAGCUGCAGAAAUAAAGUAUUUCAAAAGCUCAAAGUAAAUUUAUUAUCAAAAUACUUGUAGGUUACCAAAUGUAACCCUGAGAUUUGUUUUCUUGUGGGCAUACUCAGUAAAUCAAUGAAUCAAUGAAAGACCCUACCCAACAGGGCGGUACAACAACCAAUGUGCCAAUGUGCAAAAGACAACAAACUUGUGCAAGUACAAAAGAGAAAAAAACAAUAAAUAUCAAGAACAUGAGAUGAAGAGUCCUUGAAAGUGAGUCCAUUGGUUGAGAGAAUAGUUUAAUGAUGGAGCAUGUGAAGUUGGAUGAAGUUUUCCUCGUUGGUUCGAGAGCCUGAUGGUUGUGGAGUAAUAACUGUUCCUGAACCUGGUAGUGUGAGUCCUGAAGCUCCUUUACUUUCAUCCUGAUGGCAGCAGCAAGAAGAGAUCCUGACCUAGGUGGUUCUAAUGUACCUUUGCAGAAAUAAGUUCUUUCCAAUUCUGAAAAAGAAUCAAAAUAUUUGGCCCUUCUGUAAAUCUCAUUUAAAAUUCUGGUAAAAUGAUGAUGAAAGACCAUGGACUAGACUGAGAUCAAUAAAUAUGGGCUCAGCCUUUCCCUUCUUGUUACUCAUUCUUCAAAACUCCUCAUCAAAUGCUCCUCAUAUGUUAAACCAUUCAUUCCUGGGAUCAUUUUCAUAAACCACUUGGACCCUCUCCAAUGUCAAUACCUCCUUUCUUAGAUAUGGGGCCCAACGCUGCUCACAAUAUUCCAAAUGUGGUCUGACCAAUGCUUUACAAAGCCUCUACAUUAUAUUCUUGCAUUUAUAUUCUAAUCCUCUGGAAAUGAAUGCCAACAUUGCUUUUGCCUUCCUUACUACUGACUCAACUUGCAAAUUGAUCCUGAGGGAAUCCUGCACAAAGACUGCCAAGUCCUUUUGUACUUCUAAUUUUUAAAUUUUUCUCCAUUUAGAAAAUAGUCUGUGCCUUUAUUCCUUCUACCAAAGUGUAUGACCAUAGACUUCCCCACACUGUAUUCCAUUUGCAUAUUCUAAUUUGUCCAAGUACUUCUACAGACUCCCUGCUUCAACACUACCUGCUUCUCCACCUAUCUUUGUAUCAUCUGCAGACUUGGCCACAAUGCCAAGGUGGAAGUAGAAGUUAUUGUUAUUCUGUGCUGUAAUUGUUAUAUGAUUAUAUGUAUACAGCUAAAUGAAACAACAUUCCUCUGGGAUCAAGGUGCAAAACACAGUACAUACAAUAUAUCACAUACAACACAAAUUAAUGUUAACCCAAUCUUAACAGAUAACAUAAACAAUAUUCUGUAGAUGUACAAAUUGACAUAAAGUGCGUAUACGACAUUACCCAGCCUAACGGACUUCGUUCUUAUAUUGUGGUACCUUUUGCCUGACUGUAAUAGGUCAAAUAAAUUGUGUGAUGGAUGGGAGGAGUCUUUAACAAUGCAGUAGGAUUGGGGUGGGGGGGGGGGUGUUUCCAGUCCCACAGAAAUGUUCUGUUCCAUAAAAGCACCAUGGCCAUGUAUUUGGACUUUAAUUCAUAGGCUCAAUUACAUUAGCUGAUGCUGACAAUACUAACGCAAUGUUGUGAGUACCUAAAAAAUGUAGCUGUGAUUGAUUUGAUUUUCAUUUUGUCGAUGCUGUCUAUGGAGCAUUUCUCCAACAUAGUGCAACCGGAUGUCUAUAAUCUACUAGUAAAAGAUUUUAAAGCAUCAUUGUAUCACUUUAAAGAAAUAAUAAAAUGGUAAUAUUUUGAAUAAUUA
Messenger RNA from Hypanus sabinus (Atlantic stingray), 3663 nucleotides. RefSeq lists its product as uncharacterized. The record is from RefSeq and is a predicted model, not a curated record. Bases 260 to 823 code for a protein of 187 amino acids. The transcript is spliced from 5 exons. NCBI's taxonomy places the organism in Eukaryota, Metazoa, Chordata, Chondrichthyes, Myliobatiformes, Dasyatidae.